CCUGUGUGUUUUGACCUAAACUUGUUGAGCUUCUUUUUUUUGUUGUGCAUGCAUUCAUCCUUUUUCUCUUCUUUUAACAACCACUACCUAAUCAUAUCCACACACACACACACAUUAAUCAUGUCUAUCACAAACAUUUUGGCUCGUCAAAUCUUUGACUCUCGCGGUAACCCAACCGUUGAAGUGGACCUUUGGACCGCAAAAGGUCUUUUCCGCGCUGGUGUUCCAAGUGGUGCUUCCACUGGUGUUCACGAAGCAUGUGAAUUACGUGACGGUGACAAGAAAGCAUACAUGGGCAAAGGUGUUUUGAAAGCAGUUGACAACGUUAACAGCGUCAUCUGGCCAGCAUUGAAAGAUGCAGGUUUGAAAGUUACAGAACAAAAACAAAUUGAUGACUUUUUGAUCAAAUUGGACGGUACACCAAACAAGACAAAACUUGGUGCAAAUGCAAUCUUGGGUGUUUCAAUCGCUGUUGCCAAAGCUGGUGCUGAAGAAAAUGGUGUUGCCCUUUACAAGCACAUCGCUGCUUUGUCAGGCGUCAAGGCUCCUUACAUCUUGCCUGCUCCUGCCAUGAACGUCAUCAACGGUGGUUCCCACGCAGGAAACAAGUUGGCUCCUCAAGAAUUCAUGAUUGUCCCAACUGGUGCCAAGACCUUCACUGAAGCAAUGAAGGUCGGUACUGAAGUCUACCACAACCUCAAGAAGGUCAUCCAAGCCCGCUCCGGAAUCGAUGCUACCAACGUCGGUGACGAAGGUGGUUUCGCUCCUCCUCUUGAAGGUGCAGAUGAAACUCUGGAAGUUUUGUCUGAGGCUGUCGAAAAGGCCGGAUACACUGGACAAGUCAAGAUCGCUCUUGACGUUGCCAGUUCCGAAUUCUACAAAGAAGGCAAAUACGAUUUGAACUUCAAGGAUGAAAAGAACCCCAAAUUGAUCACCGGUAAGGAAUUGGCUGAUUUGUACAUCUCUUGGAUCAAGAAAUACCCCAUCAUCUCUAUCGAAGACCCCUUCGACCAAGAUGACUGGGAGGCAUGGUCAUACUUCCGUGCUAACAGCGGUGUUACCGUUAUCGGUGACGAUUUGACAGUCACAAACCCAUUGCGUAUCAAGACAGCCAUCGAAAAGAAGGCAUGCAACGGUCUUUUGCUCAAGAUCAACCAAAUUGGUACAAUCUCUGAGUCAAUCCAAGCUGCUCAAUUGGCACAAUCUGAUAACUGGUCAGUUAUGUGCUCUCACCGUUCGGGUGAAACUGAAGAUGUGACAAUUGCUGAUUUGACUGUCGGUUUGGGAACUGGUAUUAUCAAAACUGGUGCACCAUGCCGUAGUGAACGUGUUGCUAAAUACAACGCUCUUUUGCGUAUCGAAUCUUUGGAAAAGGAUGCCGUUUAUGCUGGUAUCAAUGGUUUCACUCAAGGUGAAGCUGCACCAAAGGUUUUGGAAGGCCGCAAGUAAGCUGCUAGCUGCUAAUGCUUUUUGGUGGAGAGAGCCUACACAAAAUUUUAAUUAGAUUCGUUGUAGAGAGG
This is a messenger RNA of Meira miltonrushii, 1520 nucleotides long. RefSeq names its product enolase. The record is from RefSeq and is a predicted model, not a curated record. Gene Ontology annotation, molecular function: phosphopyruvate hydratase activity; magnesium ion binding. Gene Ontology annotation, biological process: glycolytic process. NCBI's taxonomy places the organism in Eukaryota, Fungi, Basidiomycota, Exobasidiomycetes, Exobasidiales, Brachybasidiaceae. The transcript is spliced from 2 exons. Bases 121 to 1449 code for a protein of 442 amino acids. Gene Ontology annotation, cellular component: phosphopyruvate hydratase complex.